AUGGCAGCGGCAGAGGACGGGACGAGCCCCAGGGGCCCCGCGCAGCCCGGCCCCUUUUCCAUUGAGCACAUCCUUUCACGCCCACCACAGCGCAGCCCACAGGGCCACGCCGAGGACCCGCCGCCGCCGCCAGCGGGCCGCCGGCACCCCGGGGACUCGGCGGGGCCUGGGUUGCCCCAGGCUGAGCCGUGCGCCUGCUGCUGCUGCUGCCCUAGCACGGUGCCCUGCGCAACCCCGGAGCCCACCGCCGGCCUGGGCGCGCGGCUACUGUGGUCUCUAAGGUUGGGACCCGCCCUGCCCUUGACCUUGGCCGCACCCGCGCAAUCUGGAAGCCCCUAUCCGCCGCGGCGCACGCGGCGCCACCGCACCAUUUUCAGCGAGGAGCAGCUGCAAGCGCUGGAGGCGCUCUUCGUGCAGAACCAGUACCCCGACGUGGGCACGCGUGAGCGCCUGGCCCGCAGCAUCCGCUUGCGCGAGGAGCGCGUGGAGGUCUGGUUCAAGAACCGCAGGGCCAAGUGGCGACACCAGAAGCGCGCCUCAGCAUCCUCAAAGCUCCUGCCUAGAACCAAAAAGCCCCCCACGGAGAGCUGUUGA
This is a messenger RNA of Elephantulus edwardii (Cape elephant shrew), 594 nucleotides long. RefSeq names its product goosecoid homeobox 2 (gene GSC2). The record is from RefSeq and is a predicted model, not a curated record. The transcript has 3 exons. The coding region runs from base 1 to 594 and encodes 197 amino acids. Gene Ontology annotation, molecular function: RNA polymerase II cis-regulatory region sequence-specific DNA binding; DNA-binding transcription factor activity, RNA polymerase II-specific. Lineage: Eukaryota; Metazoa; Chordata; Mammalia; Macroscelidea; Macroscelididae. Gene Ontology annotation, biological process: regulation of transcription by RNA polymerase II. Gene Ontology annotation, cellular component: nucleus.